Messenger RNA from Drosophila takahashii, 3873 nucleotides. RefSeq names its product probable multidrug resistance-associated protein lethal(2)03659. Gene Ontology annotation, molecular function: ATP hydrolysis activity; ABC-type transporter activity; ATP binding. Gene Ontology annotation, biological process: transmembrane transport. Lineage: Eukaryota; Metazoa; Arthropoda; Insecta; Diptera; Drosophilidae. The record is from RefSeq and is a predicted model, not a curated record. Gene Ontology annotation, cellular component: membrane.
AUGGACUCGACAAAGGUUGAGGACCUGCUUGAAAAUCCUCGAGAGCGAUCCAAUUUUGUUUCAGCGUCAUGCUUUUGGUACACCAUGCCCAUCUUUUUGAAGGGAUCGAAGAAAACACUAGAUGCAAAGGACCUUUACAGACCUUUAGCGGAGCACAAAUCAGAUACUCUUGGCAGUAAAUUGUGUGCCUCUUGGGACCGAGAACUGAAAAAUGACAAGGAAAACCCGAAACUGCUUAGAGCUGUUCUGCGUGUUUUUAGCUGGCAACUUGGUGCUCCUGGACUGGCCAUUUUCCUGGUAGAGCUGGGACUAAGAACUUUUCAGCCGAUGUUCUUGGUUAGGCUCAUUUCGUACUUCUCACCAGACUCAUUAGCCAUCGAGGUGGGCUAUUUGUAUGCGAUCGCUUUGAUCCUAAGUAAUGCCCUCGGUCUGAUGAUCAUCGCUCCUGCCAUCUUCUGCAUCCAUCAUGUGUGCUUUAAGAUUCGGGUGGCCAUGAGCAGCAUGAUCUACCGAAAGGCUAUUCGUUUGAGCCAGAGUGCACUGGGUGACACGACGUCCGGCCACGUGGUCAACCUCAUUUCCAACGACAUCUCCCGCCUGGACAUCCGAGUCUAUUCAAGCCACUAUCUAUGGGUGGGGCCCCUUCAGGCUCUGCUGAUCACUUACCUGAUGUAUCAAGAGAUUGGAAUCGCUGCAGUGUUCGGAAUGAUCUUCAUGCUGGGCCUCAUACCCCUGCAGAUGUAUCUGGGUAAGAUAUCCUCGCUGCUGCAGCUGAAGGCUGCCGAACGGACGGACAACCGGAUUCGGAUGGUGAAUGAAAUCAUCUCCGGCAUCCGGGUGCUCAAGAUGUACGCCUGGGAACUGCCCUUCGAAAAGAUGGUGGCCAAGGCGCGUCAGAAGGAGAUGAACUCCAUUCGCCGAGGACAGUACAUAAGAGGCUUUCAUUUUUCCUGCAGAGCCAUCAUCUCCCGGGUGGCCAUCUUCCUGAGUUUGGUGGGUUACGUGAUCUUGGGAAAGAUUUUUACUCCUGAAGUGGCUUUUUUGAUUACCGCCUACUAUAAUGUCUUGUUGACCACCAUGACAGUUUUUUUCCCUUCUGCCAUAGUCCAAACGGCCCAAAUACUGGCUUCCUUUAAGCGUGUGAAUAAAUUCAUGCAAUCUGAGGAGGUACAAAAAAGGCCAAAAGAUACAGAAGUUGGAAAACAUUUUCCACACUCAACCAUCUCCAUCACCAGACUCAAGGCCAAAUGGGAUCCCAAAUCUCCUGAAUACACACUUAGUGGGAUAAAUCUGCAAAUUCAACCUGGGAGCAUUGUGGCCAUAAUGGGACCCACUGGAUCGGGCAAAUCCAGUCUUAUCCAAGCCAUUCUCGGCGAACUUAAGGCAGAGUGUGGUAAGAUAAAGGUGAAUGGCUCAAUGUCUUAUGCCUCCCAGGAGCCCUGGCUUUUCUCCGGCACCGUUCGCCAGAACAUUCUAUUUGGCCAGCCCAUGGAUCACCAGCGGUACGCAGAGGUGGUGAAGAACUGUGCCCUGGAGCGGGACUUCGAGCUGCUUCCGCUCAAGGAUAAGACGGUAGUUGGGGAACGCGGCUCUUCGUUGUCGGGUGGCCAGAGGGCCAGGGUCAGUUUGGCGCGGGCUGUGUACCGGAAGGCCUCCAUCUACCUACUGGACGAUCCUUUGAGCGCAGUGGACACCAAUGUGGCCCGUCAUCUCUUCGAGCAGUGCGUGUGUGGCUAUCUACGGGGGAGCACUGUUCUUCUGGUUACCCAUCAGCAGCAGUUCUUGCAGCUGGUCGAUCAGAUUGUGAUCUUGGAGAGGGGACAACUCAGUGCUGUGGGCACCUACCAAUCCCUACUUAAAACGGGCUUCGACUUUGGCACCAUUCUUGGCAAAGCGGAGAAGGAAAAUGGGGAUCUGGAGGAGAAACGAUCACGCUUGGAUAGCUGUAGCACAACCCCAAAAGAAAAGCUUUAUAAAAGCGAGAAUUCCGUUAAAGAUUCUUGCCCUGAGAAGAUCAAUAAGGAGCACCAGAAUUCAGGUCGCAUCGGUCUGGAUGUAUACAAGAAGUACUUCCAAGCAGGCGGUGGACUUUUCGCUUUCUUUGUCAUGAUCAGUUGCUCCAUCGUAGCACAGUUCGCGAUUUCGUCGGGCGACUUCUUCCUAACUCACUGGGUCAACAAAAGAAGCCAGGCUGCUGCCCAAAACGAAUCAGUUAACCUGGAGGAUAUGGACUCUAAAAUAAUGGAUAUUUAUCUGUUCACGCUAAUCAUAAUAUUUUCGAUUUUAAUGACCUUGUCGUCCUCGAUUUUAUUGUUUAAUAUAGCUAAGAAAGCGUCUAUUCGUUUGCACAACUCCAUUUUCAAUGCAAUUACCAGAGCCUCUAUGCAUUUCUUCGGAAUGAAUGAAAACGGGAGGAUUCUGAAUCGGUUUUCCAAGGAUAUGAGCCAAGUGGAUGAAGCACUGCCAGAAGUGAUGGUUGAUGUGAUGCAGACAUCCUUUUGGCUGGCUGGAAUUAUAAUCGUUAUAGCCAUCGUCAAUCCCGUGUUGCUGCUUCCAAAAUGUAUAAUGGGAAUAAUUUUCUAUAAGCUGCGCAAUUUUUAUCUCAAAACUUCUAGGGAUUUGAAGCGUAUUGAAGCCAUAAGUCUGUCCCCAGUUUAUUCGCAUUUGGCUGCCUCGCUGACCGGGUUGCCCACCAUUCGUGCCUUCCAAGCGCAGCGUCUCCUGGAGAAGCAAUUCGACAACUUCCAGGAUCUGCAUAGUUCUGCACGAUACAUGUCGAUUAGUACCUCGAGUGCCUUUGGUUAUUGGAUGGAAGGCCUAUGUGUGAUUUACAUAGCGAUCGUAACACUCAGCUUCUUUGUUUUCCCUCCGGACAAUGGAGCUCAAGUGGGUUUGGCCCUAACACAGGCCAUGGGACUGAUGGGUCUGGUGCAAUGGGGAGUGCGUCAAUCCACCGAGCUGGAGAACACAAUGACAGCGGUGGAGAGAGUGCUGGAGUACGAGAGUAUUGAGCCUGAAGGAGCUUUAGAAGCUCCAGGUGAUAGGAAGCCACUGAAAUCCUGGCCAGAGCAGGGGGAAAUAGUGUUCGAUAAGCUGAAUCUACGCUACACGCCAGAUCCAAAGGCGGAGAAUGUGCUCAAGUCACUGAGUUUCGUCAUCAGACCCAGGGAAAAAGUGGGCAUCGUGGGACGCACUGGAGCGGGCAAAUCCUCGCUGAUUAACGCCCUCUUCCGACUGUCCUACAGCGAUGGAUCCGUGCUCAUAGACUCGAGGGACACAAGUGAGAUGGGUCUGCACGACCUGCGCAGCCAGAUCUCCAUUAUUCCCCAGGAACCCGUUCUCUUCUCCGGCACAAUGCGGUACAACUUGGACCCCUUCGACGAGCACAGCGACGAGAAGCUGUGGAGCUGCCUGGAGGAGGUAAACCUCAAGGAUCUGGUGGCAGAUCUCCCCAGUGGCCUGCAGAGCAAAAUCAACGAGGGCGGAACCAACUUCAGUGUGGGGCAGCGCCAGCUGGUCUGCUUGGCCCGGGCCAUUCUGCGGGACAACCGAAUCCUCGUCAUGGACGAGGCCACGGCCAACGUGGAUCCCCAGACGGAUGGCCUCAUCCAGAACACCAUUCGGAGGAAGUUCAAGGAGUGCACGGUGUUGACGAUAGCCCAUCGCUUGCACACCGUCAUGGACUCCGACAAAGUGCUGGUCAUGGAUGCCGGCAGAGUGGUGGAGUUCGGGACGCCCCAUGAGCUCCUGACAGUGGCGGACUUCAAGGUGUUCCAUGACAUGGUCAAGCAGACGGGUCAGGUCACCUAUGAAAGUCUGCUGAAAAUCGCACAACAGGCAUUUGAGAACACCCAGAAUCACAGCCCUUCCUGA